UGCGUGCGUGCGCGCGCGCGCCUUUCUAUAUGUGUCUCAGAGAAGCAGCCGGCGGGGAACAUGAAUACCGUGCUGACCCGCGCCAAUUCGCUCUUCGCCUUCUCGCUGAGCGUGAUGGCGGCGCUCACCUUCGGCUGCUUCAUCACGACGGCCUUCAAGGAGCGCACGGUGCCCGUCAGCAUCGCAGUUUCCCGGGUCAUGCUAAAAAACGUAGAAGAUUUCACUGGCCCAGGAGAAAGAAGUGACCUUGGAAUCAUUACUUUUGACAUUACUGCAGAUCUGCAUAGCAUAUUCGACUGGAAUGUGAAACAAUUAUUUCUGUAUUUAUCAGCAGAAUAUUCAACAAAAAACAAUGCUUUGAACCAGGUUGUCCUCUGGGACAGAAUCAUUUUGAGAGGAGAUAGUCCAAAGUUGCUUUUGAAAGAUAUGAAAUCAAAAUAUUUCUUCUUUGAUGAUGGAAACGGUCUCAAGGGCAACAGAAACGUCACUUUGACUCUUUCCUGGAAUGUCGUACCAAAUGCUGGCAUCCUACCUCUUGUGACAGGAGCAGGACAUGUAUCUGUUCCAUUUCCAGAUACUUACAAAACAGCAAAAAGCUAUUAAAUUAUUAUUCUGAACCUUGAGUAACAUAUUUUUAUACUUGUACAUUACAAAUUUUAUCUCCCAUCCAGUGCAAUUGAAAGGUACUUUACUAAAUUUCUUUAGGUUAAUCCGAGGGAGGGGAAAAUUCAGUUGGGUUUGUUUUAAUUUUUGAAGAAAUUAAAUUGAAAUCUCAAGGAAAGAAGAUGAUUUGCUUAAAUUUUGGGCAGAAGGUUUUUAUGUUGGUUACUGGGACAAGAAAUACCUUUCUUAUAAAUAAACAAUUUUGAAACCAGAAA
Anolis sagrei ordinatus is the source of this 878-nucleotide messenger RNA. The record is from RefSeq and is a predicted model, not a curated record. Lineage: Eukaryota; Metazoa; Chordata; Lepidosauria; Squamata; Anolidae.